This is a messenger RNA of Panicum virgatum (switchgrass), 1005 nucleotides long. RefSeq lists its product as uncharacterized. Lineage: Eukaryota; Viridiplantae; Streptophyta; Magnoliopsida; Poales; Poaceae. The record is from RefSeq and is a predicted model, not a curated record. Bases 1 to 741 code for a protein of 246 amino acids. The transcript has 2 exons.
AUGACUCGUCGCCUCUCUAUCUCUCUGCCCCCUCACCUCCUCUUCCUCUAUCUUUAUCUCUUCGCCUCGCCUCUAUCUCUCCGCCCCCUCCUCUUCCUCUCCGGCCCCCUCCUCUCACUCUCCAGCGACAAGUCCACCCGUCACGCCUCGUCUCCCUCCACGAUCCGGCGACGCACGGAGGAUGCCGUCUUGGAAGCGCCGGGCUAUGGUGGAACUGCAACUCCGAGAGGAGAAGACUGGCUGUUGGUUGCCAGGGAAGAAGCCGGGCGCGGGGACGAAGCUGCGCGCGGGGAAGAAGCCGGCCGUGGGGAAGAAGCCGGGCGCCGGGAAGACCGGCGCCUCUUCUUCCACACCCAAGAAGCGGGCGGCUCCACCACGGCUACAAGGCGGCAAUGUCGCCGGGAGGCCCGCCGCGAUUCCCCCUCCUCCUCAACAAGCUCAGUGUCUCUGCACAAGAUGGGGAAGGAGAAGGCUACAAAGAAGAAGGUGACCUCGCCGUCCAUGGCUACAGAGAAGGCUCACAUGAGCUUCUGGGACCUGCACAAUGAGGCAGCUGCAUCACAGGUGAAGAUAGGUGUUUUUCAGGAAGUGCUUGCAAAGGAAAAGGCCAGGAAGAAGGUGGACGCAGGGGUAGAGGUGAAGAUUAGUAUCCUUGAGAAAGAGCUUGCAAAGGAAAAGGCUAGGAAGAAUGAGCUUCAGCGUGCACUGUUAAAGGCGUCGAAGAAGGCAAGAAACAUCUAGUGGAUGCACGCAAGAUGAUAGUCGAAGCUUGAUUUUGGUAGGACUGUAGUGGAUGGGACACAAUGCUUUUGUCCAUGUCUGUUUUUGUGUUCCCUCUAAGCAUCAAUAACACCCUCUAGUGCUAGUGUGAUCUUAGAAAUGAACUUCUAGUCCUUGUGGCUGUGUAUAUUUGUGUUACGUGUGAUCUUUGAAAUGAAAACUCUAUGAUCUCUUGAACCUGACUGGUAUAUUUGUGUUCUGUAUGAUGACUGCCAUGUUUAUAUA